Molecule: messenger RNA, 7082 nt
Organism: Phodopus roborovskii (desert hamster)
Lineage: Eukaryota; Metazoa; Chordata; Mammalia; Rodentia; Cricetidae
Gene: Gpatch8
Product: G-patch domain containing 8
Exons: 11
Coding region: 558-4790 (1410 amino acids)
Cellular component (GO): nucleus
Molecular function (GO): nucleic acid binding
Source: RefSeq, a predicted model, not a curated record
GCCUGCGCCUUCGGAAUUCCCGUCGGGACGCAUUCUUGCUCCCUCCCUCCCUCCCUCCCUCCUAACCUCCCCCCGCAGCCAGCUGCGCGCGCCCGGUGGGCGUGGGAGGAGGCGUGGAAGCAGGGAGGGGGCGGGCGUCGCGGGAGGGAAGGAGCGAACCGGAGAGCGUCGUCCUGAGGAGGAGUGAAGGCGGCAAAAUGGCGGACCGCUUCUCCCGCUUCAACGAGGACAGAGACUUUCAGGGUAAUCACUUUGAUCAGUAUGAAGAAGGACACUUGGAGAUUGAACAAGCAUCCCUUGACAAGCCCAUAGAAUCGCAGUUGGCCCAUAUUAGCUAAGCAGCCAUGAUCUGCCCAGUUUUUAAAGCCAGGAUAAUAUUGGACACCGCUUACUCCAGAAACAUGGGUGGAAGCUGGGCCAGGGAUUGGGAAAAUCUCUUCAGGAAAAAAGCUGAUACUGAAAAUAGGAGUGGAAUGGGGGAGGUCAGGAAACAUAGCUCCUGAAUCACAAAGCAAGGGAGAACAGACCCUAUUCCAAUCGUUGUCAAGUAUGAUGUCAUGGGAAUGGGUCGCAUGGAAAUGGAGCUGGAUUAUGCCGAAGAUGCUACCGAGCGGCGGCGUGUCCUAGAAGUAGAAAAAGAAGACACAGAAGAACUGAGACAAAAGUACAAGGAUUAUGUUGACAAAGAAAAGGCAAUCGCAAAAGCCUUAGAAGAUCUUAGAGCCAACUUUUACUGUGAACUCUGUGAUAAACAGUACCAGAAACAUCAGGAAUUUGACAACCACAUUAACUCUUAUGAUCAUGCACAUAAGCAGAGAUUAAAAGAUCUCAAGCAGAGAGAGUUUGCCCGAAAUGUCUCUUCAAGAUCCCGCAAAGAUGAAAAGAAGCAAGAAAAAGCCCUUCGGAGGCUCCACGAAUUGGCAGAGCAAAGAAAACAAGCUGAAUGUGCUCCUGGAAGUGGUCCCAUGUUCAGACCAACCACAGUGGCUGUCGAUGAAGAUGGUGGAGAUGAGGAUAAAGAUGAGUCAUCAGCAAACAGUGGUGCAAGUGCCAUUUCUUCUUGUGGCCUUGGAUCUGAAUUCUCCAUGGAUAAAGGGGGCUCUUUCACUGCAGUACAGAUUACCAAUACCACUGGAUUGCCACAGGCUCCUGGGUUAGCCUCCCAAGGUAUCAGCUUUGGCAUUAAGAAUAGUCUGGGACCCCCAUUGCAAAAAUUGGGAGUGUCGUUUUCUUUUGCCAAGAAGGCUCCUGUCAAACUUGAAUCAAUAGCAUCUGUUUUCAAAGACCAUGCAGAAGAAGGGACCCCUGAAGAUGGAGCAAAAGCUGAUGAGAAGAGCUCUGAGCCAGGGGUGCAGAAGGUGGGAGAUACUGAUGGGAGUGGUAAUCUUGAUGGAAAGAAAGAAGAUGAAGACCCUCCGGAUGGAGGGUCCCUUGCCUCAACAUUGUCCAAGUUGAAAAAGAUGAAGCGGGAAGAAGGAGCCGGAGCUACAGAGCCAGAAUAUUACCACUACAUUCCCCCAGCACACUGCAAAGUCAAACCUAAUUUUCCCUUCUUACUCUUUAUGAGAGCCAGUGAACAGAUGGAAAGUGAUCAUAGUACUCACUCAAAGAAUGCCCCAGAUAACAAAAAAAGCAGCUCUCCCAAGCCUAAAGGUUGCACCAAGGCGGCAGCAAGCCAAGGAGCAGAAAAGAUGGUUAAUGAAGUUUCCGAGCCACAAAAGGAAACCACUGUGGCUGAGCCUUCAGAACCUGGAGACACAACUGAGACUAAGAAGGGCUCAGGAGGAGGUGUAGGUGAGCAAAGUGUGCAGAGUCAGGAGGCUCCAGAGAGCCAGGUGUGUGAGUCCAGUCCUAGAGUUUCUCAGGCCACCUCAGUGAUGGCAGCAGGCCAAGGACCCAAACACCCCACUGGUCCCUUCUUUCCAGUUUUGAGCAAGGAUGAAAGCACUGCCCUCCAGUGGCCAUCAGAACUAUUGAUUUUCACCAAAGCAGAACCUUCCAUCUCUUACAGUUGUAAUCCUUUAUACUUUGACUUUAAACUUUCAAGAAACAAAGAUGCCAGAACUAAAGGGACAGAAAAACCAAAAGAUGAUGGAGGCUCCUCAAAGGGUCGGCUCCAGGGCCUUGAUCCAAGAGAGCUAGUCAAAAGCAAGGAGGGAGAGGAACCUGCUGCAGAGACUGCCUGUAGCAGCUUGAACAAGCAGGAGCCUGGUGGGAGCCAUGGGUCAGAGACCGAAGACGCAGGAAGAAGCCAUCCUAGCAAGAAAGAACCGUCAAGCAAGUCCCACAGACACAAAAAGAAAAAGAAACACAAAAAAUCCAGCAAGCACAAACGGAAACACAAGGCUGACAUGGAAGAGAAAAGUUCUAAGGUGGAGUCUGGAGAGAAAUCUAAGAAGCGCAAAAAACGAAAACGAAAGAAGAACAAGUCAUCAGCUCCAGCUGAUUCUGAACGAGGACCCAAACCAGAACCCCCUGGGAGUGGUAGCCCUGCACCACCAAGAAGAAGGCGCCGGGCCCAAGAUGAUUCCCAGCGGAGAUCCCUUCCUGCCGAAGAAGGAAAUAGUAGCAAGAAGGAUGAUGGUGGAGGUGGCAGCAGCUCCCAAGAUCACAGUGGGAGGAAACAGAAAGGUGAGCCUCCAGCUUCAUCCUGCCCACGGAGAGCUGCUACCAAACAUAGCAGCCGCUCUAGCCACCGGAGCCACCCCAGUAGUGGCGAUGAGGACAGUGAUGAUGCCUCUUCUCACAGGCUGCGCCAGCAGUCUCCAUCUCAGUACAGUGAGGAGGAGGAAGAAGAGGAAGAGGAGGAUGAAGACUCAGGCAGUGAGCAUUCUCGUAGCCGCUCUCGCUCCGGCCAUCGCCAUUCCUCACACCGUUCCUCCCGGCGUUCUUACUCAAGCAGUUCUGAUGCUUCUUCAGACCAGAGCUGCUAUAGUAGACAGCACAGUUACUCAGAUGAUAGCUACAGUGACUAUAGUGACCGAUCACGAAGGCACUCCAAGCGCUCUCAUGAUUCAGAUGAUUCAGACUAUGCCAGCUCCAAGCACAGGUCCAAACGACAUAAGUACUCAUCAUCUGAUGAUGACUAUAGCCUUAGUUGCAGCCAGUCCCGAAGCCGAUCUCGGAGUCAUACUAGGGAGCGCUCAAGAUCCCGGGGCCGAAGCCGCAGCAGCAGCUGUAGUCGCAGUCGAAGCAAGAGGAGAAGUCGCAGCACUACAGCCCACAGCUGGCAGCGAAGCCGGAGCUACAGCCGGGAUCGCAGCCGCAGUACCAGGAGCCCUUCUCAAAGAUCAGGCUCCAGAAAGGGGUCGUGGGGUCACGAGAGCCCGGAGGAGAGGCGCUCCAGCCGUCGGGAUUUCAUUCGCUCAAAGAUCUACCGCUCUCAGUCUCCUCACUAUUUCCGAUCAGGUCGAGGAGAAGGUCCUGGAAAGAAAGAAGAUGGCAGAGGAGAUGACAGUAAAGGAACAAGCCUACCCUCUCAGAAUAGCAGUACUGGCACAGGAAAGGGGUCAGAAGGUGACUGCAGUCCUGAAGAUAAGAAUUCUGUCACUGCCAGACUGCUACUAGAGAAGAUCCAGUCCAGGAAAGUGGAGAGGAAACCCAAUGUGUGUGAGGAGGUGCUGGUCACCCCUAAUAAGGCUGGGCUCAAGUACAAGAACCCCCCACAAGGUUACUUCGGGCCUAAGCUCCCCCCUUCUCUUGGUAAUAAGCCUGUCCUUCCACUGAUAGGGAAGCUUCCCACUACCCGGAAGCCCAGUAAGAAAUGUGAAGAGUCUGGCUUGGAAAGGGGUGAAGAUCAAGAACAGUCAGAGCCAGAAGAAGGGUCCCCAGGGAGUAAUGAUGCUCCAUUUGGGCAUCAGUUCUCAGAGGAAGCAGCUGGUCCUUUAUCAGACCCUCCCCCAGAAGAGCCAAAGUCUGAAGAAGCUACUGCUGAUCACUCUGUGGCUCCGCCAGGCACCCCAGCACACACGGACUGCUAUCCUGGGGAUCCGGCUAUCUCCCAUAACUACCUCCCUGACCCCAGUGAUGGGGAUACCCUGGAGUCUCUGGAUAGUGGCAGUCAACCUGGCCCUGUGGAAUCCAGCUUGCUGCCUAUAGCCCCAGACCUUGAGCACUUCCCCAGUUAUGCACCUCCCAGUGGAGAGCCUAGUGUUGAGUCAACAGAUGGUACUGAGGAUGCUUCAUUGGCUCCCCUGGAGAGCCAGCCCAUCACCUUCACCCCUGAGGAGAUGGAGAAGUACAGUAAGCUCCAGCAGGCCGCACAGCAGCAUAUCCAGCAGCAGCUUCUGGCCAAACAAGUGAAGGCCUUUCCAACCUCAGCAGCUCUGGCCCCAGCCACACCAGCCCUACAACCCAUCCACAUUCAGCAGCCAGCCACAGCCUCUGCCACCUCCAUCACAACUGUUCAGCAUGCCAUCCUACAGCAUCAUGCUGCAGCAGCUGCUGCCGCCAUUGGCAUUCACCCUCAUCCUCACCCCCAGCCUCUUGCCCAAGUACAUCAUAUUCCCCAGCCCCAUCUGACCCCUAUUUCCUUGUCCCACCUCACUCAUUCAAUCAUCCCUGGCCACCCUGCCACCUUUCUUGCUAGCCACCCUAUCCAUAUAAUUCCUGCUUCAGCCAUCCAUCCUGGACCCUUUGCUUUCCAUCCUGUCCCACAUGCUGCCCUCUACCCUACCCUGCUUGCACCACGGCCUGCUGCAGCAGCUGCCACUGCUCUCCAUCUUCACCCUCUUCUUCACCCCAUCUUCUCAGGUCAGGACCUGCAGCACCCUCCCAGCCAUGGUACUUGAGUUGGGAAUUGUAAGCUUAAGUUGGGCCAGGGAAGGUGACCUCUUCUUCCCUUGGGGGUGUUGAGCCAUUUAUACCAGCAAGUAAAAAGCUGGAAUGGGCAGUGUCUUGACAGCCAAAGAAAUGAGUUUUGGCUUGCAGGGAUGGAUUUAGAUUUGAGGUUUGCUUUGGGUUUACUAUCAGGGAUAUCUUCCCCCUUUCUAUUAGUUCCUCCUGUGUUUCUAAGCUAGGGAACACCAGUACGUGCUACCCACACUCCUCUGCAGCAGACUGUCGAAUAUAGAUACUUCCUCUACUUUCUAAUCCUCUGCUCUUCCCUCUCUGUAAGUUUAAAGUGUUUUCCUCCUCUAAUGGGUUGUCACCAAAGCACUUGCCAUGGGCCCAUCUGGCCUGGCCUUCUCAGUGCCACGAGGAAGGCCAGGCUGUGUCUUCAGCGGUGGAGACCCCACCACUUUUGGGCAGUGUCUUUGAACAUUGGUGGCGUGUUGUCCCGGGUGAGGUGGAAGAGGGAGCAAAACCUAAAACCAAAAGCAACUCAGGCUGCAAUUUGAUCAUUGUCCUUACAAACAGAGCCACACGUGUGGCACUGCUGUCCUCGUGCCCCUCAUCCCAGAAGAGGCAUCUACACAUCCCAGAAAAGAUCCUGUCAUGAGUAGAAGCUACACGGAACGUAGUCACCCACUUGCUUCCCACAGAGGAGCUCAUGUCUGGAGGGUGUAUUUUCUUCUGUUAUGUUGGUGUUUUCUUCUUAAUUUAUAGGAUUUUUUAAUGUAAAAUUGCACUGAACUCUAAACAUAAAUGCUGCUUUUUGUAGCCCAUAUUAAAAAAGGUUCCGUAUUUGUAGUAUACUGCAAUAAUAUUUUUUACAUCCAGCUCUUUAAGUGAUCCUUGUUCUGGUGGCUUUCUGUAAAUAUGUUUGCCCUAGUUGAAUUAAGAAACUUUAAAGGUUAUAAAGUUAAAAAAAUAAAUAAUAAAGUAUUUGUUUUCUGCUAGAUGCAAAAAUGACUAAGCAUGUAUAUUUUAUCAAGCUCCUGUAUUUUUUGAAGUUAUGAACUAUAAAAAUGUUAAGUUUUUUUGUUUUUUUGUUUUUUUUUUUUUUUUUUUUUUUCUGGGACAAAUGUUAAGUAAUUUGCAGUAAUUGGUUCAUCCUGCACUGGGAUUUUUGAGUUAGUGAGCAGCAAGCAGCUGCAGGCAUCAGGAGGAUGCUCAGUUGCGGUGGUCUCCCUGACAUGCUUUGUUGUACAGAGAAACAGUAGACUCCAUGGAGGAGGGGAAGAUUGAUUCAACAGCUUUGUUCUCUGGAAGCAGUGACACACACUUAGUAGUUGUCUGGGAAGAGGGACCCUUUGGUUUCCCUGGGUACCUUGUUCUGGACAGUCUAUUUGCCUUCCUAGUAUUUAGCCCCCUCUGACAAUUUUUUUAAUGUGCCUUUUGGGUUGGCUAGAAACUAACAUAGAAGUAGACCAGAGGAUAAUAGACUUGGGACAGUUUUCUCCUCUUUUUGUUGGGAGAUGAGCAUAUCUGUAGGUUCAUGGAGGGCUUUGGCUUUACAGUUCUGUGCCGUCUGCCCAGCUCGGUUCUAGCAGUAUAGGGUCCUUUCUUCUUUUCUCCAUGACACCGACCAGAAGUGCAUCAGUCCCUCUUCCCCUCUUGCCUUCACCCAGGCUCUCAGCCCUAGUAACACUCUGACCCAAAGGUGCUUGUAAUGCAGGUCUCAUCUCCUCUGUUAGCGCUCUGCUGGUCUCAGCCAGCCGACAAGAUAAACAACCCCUACUUGCCUAGGCCUAGGGUCCCUAUCCAAGCCGCCUCAGAUCCCCCAGAAGGAGGAGGUUUUGGCUUCAUAAAAAGCAAGUACUGGGCAAAUGGCACUUGGCUGAGCCCCAUCCCACCCCUACCCCCCACCUGCUCAGUCCGGUCCUUGUCUGAUUCACAAGGAUCACUUUUUGGAUAACUAGCCCUGGAAAAAUGAAAUCAUCGAUUUGAAGUGAAGGGACUCAUUUUCCUUGCUUUCAGCCCAUGUAAAUAUUUAAAUAAAACAGUAUUAACAUUUUGUGCUGCUUCCCAUUAGGUUGUAGAUUGAGCCAUACUCUGGCCACCUCUGCCUUCCUGGAGGCAGUUUCUUCAAUUUCCAGAAUAGUAAUUUUAAAACUUAAGGAAAGAAAAAAAAACAAAAUAACCUGUCCUUACAAGCAUAAGCAUAACAGAUUGUAUUUAACUUUAUCACACAUGAUAGAGAUAUAUAUGCUGUAAAAUGAGGGAAAGGAACUUUCUAAUAAACCAAUGCUUUGUGGAAA